CUCCUCCUCUCAUCUUGGCGGAACUGAGAGCCUCCACUUCUCUUCUGCUGAUCACUAAUCGCUCAGUCGCUUCAGCAGCGAGAGGCUUCUGGAGGAAACCGGCAGUAACACCUGCACCUGUGCUGAGGCUUCAUCGAGAGGAACUUCUGCAAAACCAAGCCGAGAGUAGACCGUGUUUAAACAUGAAGCUGGAUGUGCCUCUGCAUGUGCUGCUGUGUGCCAUCUGUUUCUGUGUCCUGCCGUCGCCCUCUGCUUCCCUUCAUGAGCCAGAUGAUUCAAAGCUUCUCCACGUAACCAUCCCCGUCACCCAUCCCGUGUUUGCGGUGCUCGGUGGCUAUCUGACUUUACCCUGCCUGGUGUCUCUGGCCCACCCGCCACCGUCCCCCUCCACCAAUGGCCGCCGUGCUGUGCUAUCUGUCCCCCGGAUUAAAUGGAGUGUCCUGAAUCAUGGCAAGGACACGGAGAUCCUGGUGGCCCGUGGUGACAGAGUGAGGGUCAGCGAGGCCUACAAGAAUCGGGCCUCACUGCUCAAUUAUGCCUACUCCCCCGCUGACCUCACUCUGCGUCUUGAGAGUCUGAGGCAUAACGACACCGGCUUUUACCGCUGUGAGGUGCAGCAGGGUCUGGAGGAUGCUGAUGAUGUGGCGCAGGUCAAGGUCAAAGGAGUGGUGUUUCACUACCGUGAUGCAUCCAGUCGCUAUGCCUUUACCUUUGAGCAGGCUAAAGAUGCCUGUGAGGACAUCGGGGCUGACAUUGCCACCCCAGAGCAGCUCCUUGCUGCUUACAACAGUGGAUACGAGCAGUGUGAUGCAGGUUGGCUCUCAGACCACUCAGUGAGAUAUCCCAUUCAGAUGCCUAGAGAGGGCUGCUUUGGAGACAUGGAUGGCCUGCCAGGAGUGAGGAACUAUGGACAAUUAGAGCCCGAUGAGCUGUAUGAUGUGUACUGCUAUGUGGAGAACAUUCAUGGUGAGGUGUUCCAUGGCUCCGCCCCCCAGCGGUUCACCUUCGGGGAGGCGAAGGCCUACUGUCUCAGUCAUGGCGCAGAGUUGGCCACCACUGCUCAGCUAUAUGCAGCUUGGAAUGACGGUCUAAAUCACUGCAGCCCGGGGUGGCUGGCAGAUGGGAGCGUGCGGUACCCCAUUGUCACUCCUAGAGAGCGCUGUGGAGGUGGUGAUCCUGGGGUCAGAACCGUCUAUAGAUACAGCAACCAGACAGGAUUUCCUGAGAUGCACUCUCGACAUGACGUCUACUGCUUCAGAAGUGAUAAUGGCCCGUACACAGAUUCCCCCCAGGAUUUAGCCACCGAGCCAGAGGAUAUUGGCCAAGAUAUUGUUUUUGUUACUACUACUGCUCAGGAGGAGGUCAGCAUGAAUGAAGCAACGUCAGACAGAGUCGAGGAGGUGCAACUUGCCCAGACUAUGAAUCCAACAAAGCAUGUCGCUGUGGAUGCUCACUCAGUGACAGUGUCGCAGUUUACAGUAGACCUUCCUCAGACUGUGACUCUUCCUCCUGAUCACCGAGAGCACAUGCCCACCAGUGAUACCUGGGAACCAGUAAAGAAAGUCAACCUCCCUGAGUCCUAUCAGCCAGGACCUGAAGAGGAUCCAGACACAGAUAACAAAGAUUCCAGCGUGCUUCCAUCCCCUUCUCCAAUCAUGGUGACUGCUGGUUAUUACACGAGUAUCCCCACAACUGAUGUGAUAAAUCCAGAAAAUGGAGAGCCCACGGAGCAUCAUAUUUCUGCGACUGAAAAUCCAGUCCAGUCCACUGUGUUAGUUGGUUAUGCCACAUCUGGAGCUGAUGAUUUGCAUCAGGAGAGUGAUUUUCCUGUUUUACAAAAAGACCACACACCUUAUGUCCACUUGGAAAAGGUUGCUGUAACUGAGCUCGUCUACAUGAGCACCUCUUCUGAUGUUUCAGGACAGCCAGAAGAAGCCAGCACUGAUGCUUCUGAGGAGAUAUCAAUGAUGAAAACUUCAUUCCACACUGAGAUAGAAGAUGUUCACUCCAUUACCCCGUGGCCACCUGUUGAUAACAGUACACCUGAUGAUUCUCCAGAUGAAGAAAAGCAAAAUUCUGUGACAGUCGAUUUGGACACCUCUGCCAAAACUGAAGUAGUCCCUAAGCCAAACCUUGGUUCAAGUUAUGAUCCUACUCAGGAGCACUCAGGUGUAACAGAGCCCUCCAUCCCAGCUGACCAUACUGAUGAGGAACUGAGUAGCACUUCAGGGGAGAUGGUAACAGAUGAUCUGGCAGAGCAGAGUGGACAUAUCCAUCCACCUGAAAUCUCAACUCCAGAGGUCACUUUCACAGAUGAUACAAGUUCCAGCAUAGAUGCUCCUGUCCUGAAAACUGAACCUGUUGUAUUGUUGGCAUCUCCAAUCUCUGUAAUGUUAUCGCCUCCUUCUGUGGAAGUUGAAGCCAGUUCAGAGAUAAUAACUUUUAUACCUGAAAGCAACACUUCAUCUGGGGCUGAGCCUUUGGAGGACAUUCAGGAUAAACUUGAACUGGAGGGCUUAGAAGAGAGCUCAGUAGUUUUCACAACCCAAAAUAUCACAAAUAUUCAACCAAAGGGGAGCGAAAAAGACACCAGAGAAGGAUCAGGUCAAUCGUUAGAAAAUCCAACUCUCUCAGUGGACAAUAAUUCAGUGGGAGUUAAUGGUGAUGCUGGCACAGAUGCCCCUUCUUCAGAGAUAAAAAUCACUCUGAUCCCUCAUUUAACACUCACACCCAAUUGGGAACCUGAGCCUUCUCCCGCCACACCGCAGGAGUCUCGGUCUGAUUGGGAAUAUAGCACUGAGCCUCCCGCUGCUACUGAAGAAUCUGAUGAUGCUUCGAAGGAGCAAGAGAUCAACACCAGCAGCCUUAAUGAACAUGGAUCACAUCGUGGUGAGGAGGAGACUGGGACAGAUGACCCUUCAGUUAAAAUAUGUACAUGGCAUCCUGAAUUGGAGACCUUCAGUUCAGCCCUCACCACAGACAGCAGUGAUGUGACUGUCAUUGGUCCCACUAUAUACCCCGUGAACUUUGAAGGGAGGGAACAGAUUGCCAUGGCUGCCUCCUUGCCUGCUGCCAAAGUUUCUGCUGCAGGACCAGGGGACUUUUCAGACUCCUGCUUGGAGAAUCCCUGUUUGAAUGGAGGCACGUGUGUUGACGGCGAAUCACUAAGGUGCUUUUGUUUACCCGGUUAUGGAGGAGACUUUUGCCAGACAGACCUGGAGACGUGUGAGCCAGGCUGGGAGAAAUUUCAGGGGUUUUGUUAUCAACAUUUUAGCAAGCGGCAGAGCUGGGAGGCAGCCGAGCAGCACUGUCGGUUGAGUGGUGGACAUUUACUUUCUGUCAUGACUCCUGAGGAGCAGGACUACAUUAACGACAAAUACAGAGAAUAUCAGUGGAUUGGACUAAAUGACAGAACCAUCGAGGGAGACUUUCGCUGGUCAGAUGGAAACCCACUGCUUUAUGAAAACUGGUACAAAGGCCAGCCUGACAGCUACUUCCUGUCCGGCGAGGACUGUGCGGUGAUGGUGUGGCAUGAUGGAGGCCACUGGAGUGACGUGCCAUGCAACUACCACCUGUCAUACACCUGCAAGAAGGGCAGCACCUCCUGUGGUGAGCCCCCCCACGUUCCCCAUGCCAAAGUGUUUGGGAAGCAGAGGUUGCGCUACGAGACCAAUGCCAAAGUGCGAUACUACUGUGAAGAGGGUUUUGUGCAGAAACUGAAUCCUGUCAUUAAAUGCCUGCCUGGUGGCCAAUGGGAAGAGCCUCAAAUUACCUGCAUGCCAACCCAUUCAAUAGAAGAAGAUGUAGUUUCCUCUCAUGCUGAGCAGCACGUGGAGGUCAUGGUUACAGCCACGGAGAAAGCAACUCCUCUCCCCUUGGACAUUAACCAGAAUGUUUAAAGCCAUCCUGCCUUAUUUAAAGAAAAAAAAUCAAACAUUCCUUCUCCUGUUUUCACACUUUCUUUGUGUCUUUUAAGUCAGUCCUGCCCCAUUGUAUUACAUUGAGUCAUUCACAUUAACAUCAUCUCAAGGCCACAGUUCCUAUAAUAAGGAACAAUUUUGGAAAAGUCCUAAUUUAAAUAUGUGUUUUCCAGUGCUAACCAAAGUGUUUGCUUAUCUAAAAUUUUGGUGCAGUUAAGGAAAAUCUGUUCAUUUCAUUAUUUGAAAAAGAAAAGUUUCCAAAUAUUCCAAGAAAAUAAAAGUCCAAAAGCAGUUUUUCUAGACAUGCAUGGAAACACCUGACUCUCAAAAUAAGUUUCUUAUGACCCUUAUCAAAAGAUAAAGUAGCAUCUUGCACAAAUUUUUAAUCAGUAGACAGCAUUUUGCACAACAUCUGUCUCCCUUUUUGGAAUAAAUGGGUUUAUGUUUGUUCAAAGAAUAUUCAAGUUUUUUUGCUGGGUUUUGUUUGGAAGAAAUACAUCCUCAGUUUUCAUACAGAAGGACAACUUUUAUGCAGAUAGAUAUCUUUUAUAUAUAAAACAAUCAUUUAGAAGACCAGAAAUCUAUGGUAUAAUUAGAGCAAUAACUGCAGAUUUUAGAGACAAUUUAGCUCUUGCAUAUAAAAAAAUGAUUUUUAGUCAGUAUUUCCUGAAAUACACCAAAUCAAGUAGAAAUCAAGAUGAUAGAUGAAUUUUUUUCCCAACUGGUAACAUGAAGUUAAGAGAUCAAUAAAUAUUUAUGAACCAGUAUUGUCAGCAUAGAACAUCAGUUAGUAUUACUGUUUUGAUGUGAUUUACUUUCACAAUCAGCCAUUCUGUAGCUGACCUGUGUUGUUGUGUUUUAGGUGAAGAUGGCAGACAUUUAAAUCAAUUUGUUUAAUGACAAUGUUGAAUUCUUAAAUUUGACUGCUGCUAUCACACACUGUAUUUUAACAUAUUUGUAACAAACUGCUGUUCAUGAUAGUUUUACGAGUUCCUGAUGGGUGUUAAAUGUACUGUAGCAAAGCGUGAAUUGAUUCUCAGCAUCAGCUGGUCUGACAUUCACUAAAAUCUGCUGUUCUUACA
Archocentrus centrarchus (flier cichlid) is the source of this 5002-nucleotide messenger RNA. RefSeq names its product brevican (gene bcan). Gene Ontology annotation, cellular component: perineuronal net; synapse. Bases 183 to 3899 code for a protein of 1238 amino acids. Lineage: Eukaryota; Metazoa; Chordata; Actinopteri; Cichliformes; Cichlidae. The record is from RefSeq and is a predicted model, not a curated record. Gene Ontology annotation, molecular function: hyaluronic acid binding. Gene Ontology annotation, biological process: skeletal system development; central nervous system development; positive regulation of neuroblast proliferation. The transcript is spliced from 15 exons.